CGUGUGCUGGAGUUUCCAUAGUAACUGCGCUGCAGCCGCGGUGGGAGUGAUGGCUCAGGGUCUCCAUCUCGCUUUUACUCGUUUAGGGGGAGCGGUGACCUCCCGGCUGAUUGCUGCGGCCUCCAGGUGUCCGCGCCGGAUACUCCUUGCCGGCGGUCGGCCUCUACCCCACGGCAGAAGCCUCUGGAGCGGCCGGAACAGGCGGUCUGCCGUCGGUGCGAGCCAGGCCGCUGCCACCCACUAUCAGCUGGUCUACACCUGCAAGGUGUGUAAUGAAAGAUCUGCCAAGCGGAUUUCCAAACUUGCUUAUCACAAUGGAGUGGUUAUUGUGAAGUGCCCGGGGUGUAGCAAUCAUCAUAUCAUAGCUGACAAUUUGGGAUGGUUUUCAGACCUCGAAGGGAAAAAGAAUAUUGAAGAAAUACUGGCUGCGAGAGGAGAAAAGGUUCAGCGUGUGGUUGGUGAUGGCUCUCUGGAAAUCCUGACAGAAGUAGUGAAUGAUAAACCUGGAGAUCCAGCUGAAGGAGAUGUUUCUAAGGACACAACGAGCUCUGGAGAGCAACUGAAAUCCUGAUACUGUUGCCAAAGUGCAACGUUUUGCUGAAGGAGAAUAGCACUCGGGACCUUGCAGUUGCCAUUUUAUAAGAGUUUGGCUGAACUUGAGGGGAAAGUUCACAAAUUAUACACUAACAAGCUUAAGAAAUUGCAGAUGGCACGUAAAGGCUGCAGAUUGUAUGAUCUACAGGAUACAGUAAAGAAAUUGGCAAAUGAUUCAACACCUUCUCUGGUCCAAAAAAGGACACGGGUAAUCAGGUCCAUGAAAAUACCAGUUGAAAGUCCACCUCCACACAGCAUCGUAAUUGAAAAUAUUCUGUCCUUAUGUCAUCAUCCUGGAGUCAAAGCAGCAACAUUACACAGGCCUACCAGCUUGGCCAUCUAACAGCUUGUUUGGGGUGAGUUAGGGAUGGACCCUGCCAAAUGCAUUCACAUCUGCAAAUUGAUUGAUAAAAGCUGGUAGCCAGUAGACUUCAGAGAUGCCUCAGAAGAACUAUGAAGAUAUAUUUUUGUAAUUGUGUAGAAUCCUUUCUUCAGAACAUAGGCACCUCAUUCAUAGAAAGAUAAUGGAUAGCAGGUUAGCUCGGUGAGUAAUCGUCUGAAAUCAUUCUACAGAAGCCAUUCAAAGAGAAAAAAAUGGACAAAUUCAGGAUAGAAUGGUGCAACUGUUUCCAAGUUUCUUUAAAAUGAACAUAAAAGAUUGAGAGGUUGCAGCGUGGACAAAGUAAUCCUUCUAGCUAAGUGAAGCAAUUAUUUUUCAGGCUGAUUGUAAAUAAUGUUUGUAAAUCUUUGUUCCUGGUGGAUUUUGUCAUUCUAGUCAGUUUUAGGUAAAAGGACAGACUUUGUUACUACAGGACCUGUAUUACUUUGUAGAGUUAUAAUAAAACAA
Molecule: messenger RNA, 1441 nt
Organism: Mobula hypostoma (lesser devil ray)
Lineage: Eukaryota; Metazoa; Chordata; Chondrichthyes; Myliobatiformes; Myliobatidae
Gene: dnlz
Product: DNL-type zinc finger
Exons: 3
Coding region: 50-571 (173 amino acids)
Biological process (GO): protein import into mitochondrial matrix; protein stabilization; protein folding
Cellular component (GO): mitochondrion
Molecular function (GO): protein-folding chaperone binding; zinc ion binding
Source: RefSeq, a predicted model, not a curated record